This is a messenger RNA of Ostrinia nubilalis (European corn borer), 991 nucleotides long. RefSeq lists its product as uncharacterized. The record is from RefSeq and is a predicted model, not a curated record. Lineage: Eukaryota; Metazoa; Arthropoda; Insecta; Lepidoptera; Crambidae. The coding region runs from base 56 to 991 and encodes 311 amino acids. The transcript is spliced from 6 exons.
UACAUGAAGGCAUCCUACUAAAGAUCAUUAGUUUAAUAAAAUUAACAACAUCACAAUGAAAAAAUUACCAGAUAGUACCACUUUACGCAGCCCAGUCAUCGUGAAUCAUUCGGACUUGCGAAUUACGAUUAUUAGAGGGGACGUAAAACCAGUUCCCAAGGCCCACGACAAAAUCAUGGUUUCCCCAAAAGAAUUAUUGUCCAAAUACUACAGUUACCAGCCUACUCCCAUAAAACAAAUGAAUUCAUCCCGACUGAAGACGCCAAAAAAAAUCAAAUCUAUAAAAAUUCAAAGUGUUACACCAGUUAUUAAGCAGCCAUCUAGCAAAGAGGCAGCCCCGCGGACUAGUUUGUUUGAUUUAGAAGGACCCGCAGAUUUUUAUAGGUAUAUGUGGGAGACGAAUACUCACUUGCCUCCAAAAAAGAGGUUUUGUCUUCAUAUGUUUUAUGGGUCUAAUAUAAAUAGACACCCGAAUAUAUUCAAAGUAAAUACUGGAAAUUGGGCUUCAGAGAAUGAAACAAUAUUGAAACAGAAAACCGAUAAAACAAGCGUUAUUACAUCGACUCCGAGGACAGUAAUUAAUUCAGAAAAUGUAUCGAAUAAACACCAAAUCGAUAACUCACAUGCCUUGGAGCAAGAAUGCCUUAGUGAAGAUGAAGGCAUACAUCAUGAUCGUGAUGAACACUGGCAAAGCAAUAUUGUUGAUAAUCAACCCAACCAAAUCCUAGAGCCUACACAUGACCAUUUGUACGCACAGCAGACUGACAUUGACUACAAUGAGGACAAUAUCGAUUCAGAAUGCGACACCACGUGCUCUGAGGUAGAACAUAAAGGUAUUGACCAGACGAAAAUUACAAGAAGUAUGUUAAAAAAUGAGACGGAGAGUAUCGAUUUAUGCGAUACCACGGACUCGGAAUCAGAAGAUGAAGGUGCGAGUAUUAUACAAACAGAAAUGGCAAGGCGGAUGUUGGAUCCUAGAAUGGUAAAUUAA